GCCGGAAGUAGCAUAUGGAGUCCUGCGCAUGCGGCCUUGAGCUUAGAACCUAGCCAUCUUUCCCAGGGAGUGAUUGUUUGCCGUAUAAAUUUGAAGUAUUCUCAUAUUCAUGUCAGAGCCACAGUCCGCUCUUCUAUUACGGAAACAACUAGCAGAACUGAACAAGAACCCUGUUGAAGGGUUUUCAGCUGGCCUCAUAGACGACAAUGACAUUUAUAGAUGGGAGGUACUCAUCAUUGGACCUCCAGACACUUUAUAUGAGGGUGGAUUUUUCAAAGCACAUCUACACUUUCCAAAAGAGUAUCCUUUACGACCUCCUCGGAUGAAGUUUAUUACAGAAAUAUGGCAUCCAAACAUUGAGAAGAAUGGUGAUGUUUGCAUAUCAAUUCUUCACGAGCCUGGUGAUGACAAAUGGGGCUAUGAAAAAGCAUCAGAACGAUGGCUACCAGUUCACACGGUCGAGACUAUUCUAAUCUCAGUCAUAUCCAUGUUGGCUGAUCCCAACGAUGAAAGCCCAGCAAAUGUAGACGCAGCAAAAGAAUGGAGAGAAAAUUAUACGGAUUUCAAAAGAAAAGUGGCCCGAUGCGUACGGAAAAGUCAAGAAGAAUGUUUGUAGGGCAUUUUUUUUUAUUAUUUGAAUUUGUUCAGGAUUAUUUAAAAUGAGGAAGAAGUACACCACUAUUACGAGGGCCUGAUCUCAUGGGUUUGACAAGGGAAAAAGUUGAUUGCAAUUUUAUUCAAUAUUUUUAAACAUGAAAAUUAAAAUUAACAGUCGCAGUGUCUGUUGAAAAGGGGAAGGGGUAUUGAGAUGCUGCUCCAUGCUAACCGCUGAACAGAUGCAUGAAUUUCCACGGCCCAGAAAGAUAGGCUGCUCCGAGCCCUCAGAAGAUGGGGAGACGCGUGAUUCCACUCACCCAGAUGUGAGCUGCGUGCAGUAUCGUGGUGGUGUCAGCAGGACUGCCUCACAGCAUAAUGGAAGUUUUGCUUCCCCCAAGAGGAAAUAUGAUGGAGCUAGAUUGCAGACUUCAUGUUAACUAUUAUUCCUGUCUUGUUGGGGAGUGCUGCAACCCUACAGCUCUUGGUUGAUGUGUGAAUAUCGAUGUGUGCUCCUGUGAUGAUGUCAUUUUUGCCUUCCCGUCGUCAGAAUAAAAAAGGGCUCUCAGAAACAUCGUAUCGGUGUAGAUGUUAGCUCAAAUAAAUGCCUUUGGAUUGUGUUUUUUUAAUAACUUUUCUGAAAAUGGGGACUUGAAAUGCACGAGAAGAUAGACAAAUAGUGGGUACAUAGUAGAUAUUGGGGGGUGGGGGGGGGGUGUUUUUGUUUAUCUUUCGUCUUCAACGAUAGACUUAUUUCGGAAGGGGUGUGUGAAUGAACAUCGGUUUGUUUAUGGCAUGUUUGUCUACAACAAUUAAAUUAUUAUAAGCUCAGCAUGAGGAAGAGAGUGACAUUGUUUAAGUGUACUGCCAUGUUUUGUCUGGUUUGAAGAAAAUGAGAGAAAUGCAGGUUUUUCACAUUCAAUGCUGUAACUAGCUUUGCACUAAGUAAGUGGCCUACACUUCUCCAUAUUGCCAGAAAGUCUGUACAGAUUGUGUAUAUAUUUGACAGUGAAAUGGCAAUGGUACUAGUAAUAACUUUGGAGAGAUAAUAAAACGAACAUCCCUGUAUUGAAGGGGCUGUUUUCAUUCUGAAGAUGAUUUCACCAGCGAAAGGGGGAAGUAUAAAGGACAUAGAUAUUUAAAACUUAAAUGUGCUUCUUUAAAAAGCGAUCAUAAUUUGUAAAUGCUACAUAUGUGCUUAAAAAUGGAUGUUUCCAGAAAAAAAAAAGUGUAUUGGAUUGUAAGAAAGAAAUAUUGUUGUUACUACUGUAAAUUUUCACCCUGUGACAAUCUUUAAUCCCCCCUUGGCCCAUUGGAAAUCAACUUCAUUUGUUUUUGUUUUUCUCUUUUUCUUUUGAACCAUAUAACUGAUAUUCAGGGAUAUUCUAGUGUACAUGUUCUGAUUUUUGUUCCUUUUUUAAUGCUCAAUAGCCUUGAAGAAGUGUAAUGUAAUUUGACGAUAAAAGAAUUUCAUCUGGAAAAAUUUCUACUUACAUUUAAUCCUCCUUUGUGUGAAAGUGUUUCAUAUUGUUUUAUAUAAAAUGGUUUCUCAAUUUCAGACCCGUCCCAAAGCAGUGUUUGCUGUGUUGAUUGGUAUUUAGUUUUCAUGAUGGUUUAUUAAAAUUAUAUUAUUGGGAAAAAUCCUUGCUAUUUAAAAAUCAGGCUUGGUUCUAAGAUAUGUACUGUGUAAAAUGCUGUGUUGUCUUACAGCCUCUCCUCUUUAGUAUCCAUUUUCCAAUAAAAUGAAUAAAACCAGA
This is a messenger RNA of Cryptotermes secundus, 2351 nucleotides long. It is a transcript of the gene Ube2g1, whose product is annotated as ubiquitin-conjugating enzyme E2 G1. Bases 110 to 616 code for a protein of 168 amino acids. The record is from RefSeq and is a predicted model, not a curated record. The transcript has 6 exons. Lineage: Eukaryota; Metazoa; Arthropoda; Insecta; Blattodea; Kalotermitidae. Gene Ontology annotation, molecular function: ubiquitin conjugating enzyme activity. Gene Ontology annotation, biological process: proteasome-mediated ubiquitin-dependent protein catabolic process; protein polyubiquitination.